AAACAACUGCCAACAGCUGACAGAUGUAAAUACAAAAUUAUCAUCUACUGUCAACAAGUAAUAUAAUAUAUAGAAUUUUUAAAUAGAUAGUUGUGUACCUAUUUUGUGUUCAAUUCCUAUUUGGUAUAAUUUCUGCAGUCUUAAAUACAGUGUAUAGUAAGUAUGUAUUUAAAAUAGUACUUAACCUAACCUAAAAAUGGAGCCCCAACAAGACGAGCGUCAAACACAACAUGGUUGUUUGGAAUGUAAUUUGAACUAUUCGAACAUAUUUAACUUGAGAAGACACGUAAGGAAAGUUCAUCCGCAGAGUGUUGAUGUUUUGGCACCGAUGAAGAAAACAGACAGCCAAGUAUACAAUUAUUCUUGUUCUAUUUGUACGAGAAAUUUUAGUUACAAGAAAAACUUCAACCAUCACAUGAAAACUUGUCAUGGUGAAUUUCGAUGUAAAGAAGAAUGCGACGAACGUAAUGAGGAAAGUAACGAAAUAAACACAACCCAUAACGAAGUAACAACUUGUGGAGACAGCAAAAGAAUACGAAGAAAAUCAACUAAAUGCCCCAUGUGCGAUUAUUCUGUUGCCAGGAAAGAACAGUUAAUCGAACAUUUUAAAACAUCACACAAUGUUCAAAUCGUCCGCCAGCAAAUCGAGUUCUUCUCCCAACAACAAUUCGAUGAGUGGAAAUGUGAGACUGAAUGUAACAACAACUCGAAGUUUGUUGUUGAAAAGAUUGAAAAAUUAAAAGGCAAGACAGUGAUAUAUUACGCGUGUCACCGAUCGGGAAAUUAUCGACCCGAAGGUAAAGGACUCAGACGUCUCAAAACCCAAGGUUCCUGUAAAAUAAACGCUUAUUGCCCUGCUAGCAUUAAAAAAACUGAACACAGUGCGGAGAAAAUUGACGUUUCGUAUAUAGAAACGCACAUCGGGCACGAAUUAGAGUUACGACAUCUACAGUUAACUAGAGAAGAAAAUAAUUAUUUGGCCAUGAAGAUAGCUGCAAAAAUUCCGUUUGAUAUCAUUCUGGACGAUAUUAGACAGACGAUUUCCAGUGAAGAACUCAAACGAAUUCAUCUGAUUACGAAAAAGGAUUUGUUUAACAUACAACAAUCGUUUAAUUUACCGAGUGUUCUACCAGAAACCAAGGACUUAGAAUCCACUAACGAAAUGGAAGAACCAUCUAAAAGUCCCUUGAUCGUCAUCGAAGAUGGAAAAAGGUAUGAAGUGCAGCUCAAAAAGGAAAUAGCAUUCGAUUCUUUUGAAGAAGAGAACGAGCAAACAGAACAAACAUCUUUGAGAUGUUUUGGUAAUUUAAAAUCGAUCUCCCAACUAGAACUGAUCAAAAAGACUAUGGCCCCUAUUUCGCCAAUUUUGGCAGAUGCACCAAGUAGUGGGACCAGCACGAAGGCGUCUGAAGAUGGCCUUGCAAAGCUCAAAAUGAUAGUUAAAAGGAGACAAAUAUCAGCAAAAAAAGCAUCAAAGAAACGGAAAUAUUCAGCAAAUCAAACCGAGUUUAUAGCCGUAAAUCUUUUGGAUAGUAAUGAAUAAUUUUACUGAUGUUAUUAUAUUAAUAGAAUUACUGUUUUAUAUUUAGUUUAUUAAG
Sitophilus oryzae (rice weevil) is the source of this 1598-nucleotide messenger RNA. RefSeq lists its product as uncharacterized. The transcript has 3 exons. The record is from RefSeq and is a predicted model, not a curated record. Lineage: Eukaryota; Metazoa; Arthropoda; Insecta; Coleoptera; Curculionidae. The coding region runs from base 197 to 1543 and encodes 448 amino acids.